UUCUCUUGUGUGUGUGCAGGGUCAGGUCCAGAUGUGGGUGGACAUGUUUCCCAUGGACUUACCUCAUCCGGGACCUUCUGUGGAUAUUUCACCCCGAAAACCAAAAGGGUACGAGCUGCGAAUCAUCAUCUGGAACACAGAAGAUGUGAUUCUGGAGGACAGCAACUUCCUGACCGGUCAACAGUCCAGCGACAUCUACAUCAAGGGCUGGUUGAAAGGUUUGGAGGACGACCGACAGGAGACCGACGUCCACUACAACUCUCUGACGGGAGAAGGAAACUUCAACUGGCGCUUGUUCCCUUUCUUUUACAUGCCGGCUGAGAAGGUCGUGGUGGUGAGGAAGAGAGAGCAUAUUUUCUCUCUGGAUAAAACCGAGGAGAAGCUUCCUGCCAUCCUCAAUCUGCAGGUCUGGGACUUCGAGACGCUCUCCUCUGACGACUUCCUUGGCACGGUGGAGUUAGACCUGCACGGUUUCCCUCGUGGGGCAAAGACGGCCAAGGUGUGUAAGGUAGACAUGUUGACGGACGGGACGGAGAAAAUCUCCAUCUUCCAGCAGAAGAGAGCGAGAGGCUGGUGGCCCGUCAGCAAGUCUGGAGAGCUGACGGGGAAAGUGGAGGCGGAGUUUCAUCUUGUGACGGCUGAGGAGGCAGAAAAGAAUCCAGUUGGACGAGCGAGAAAGGAGCCGGAGCCGCUGCCGAAACCAAAUCGCCCAGACACGUCCUUCUCGUGGUUCGUCAAUCCAUUCAAGUGUUUCUUCCACCUCAUCUGGAAAAACUACAAGAAGUACAUCAUCAUCGGCCUGGUGCUGCUCAUCACAGCGCUGUUCCUCGCCCUGCUGUUCUACACACUGCCCGGCGCCAUUUCUCAGAAGAUAGUCAGCGGAUAACACACACACACACACACACAGACACACACACACACACACACACACACACAGACACACAG
Messenger RNA from Labrus bergylta (ballan wrasse), 945 nucleotides. Lineage: Eukaryota; Metazoa; Chordata; Actinopteri; Labriformes; Labridae. The record is from RefSeq and is a predicted model, not a curated record.